Messenger RNA from Lepisosteus oculatus (spotted gar), 1411 nucleotides. RefSeq names its product protein TBATA-like. NCBI's taxonomy places the organism in Eukaryota, Metazoa, Chordata, Actinopteri, Semionotiformes, Lepisosteidae. The record is from RefSeq and is a predicted model, not a curated record.
CUCAAGUAUUUGUAAAAUAAGAACAGGAAAUAUGAUGGUAUAUAUCUUAUACUGCAUAUGUUUUCCUUUCUUUUUUUAUGCAACUAAUAACACAGGUAACUCACAACAACUGAUGGACAAUGGCCGUAACUGCAGGACUGCAUCCCAUUAAGAGAAAUGAGGCUUUUAAACCUUUGGAAAAUCUGCCUGUCUUGGCUCAAGCCAGUCCUCGACGUACCUUUCCAGCAGGCACUCCACAGAAGUGCGAGCUGAGUAAAGUCUCUCUAAAGGUGGGGAAGAAGACCCUGAACUCCCAGCCCUGCCUGGUUCUCCUGCGCCAGCACAGCAUGCGCUUCGGGGCACAAAGUAGCAGCCCUUUCUUCUGUAGAAACAACCCCCACCCGCGGAGAGUCCGCCACAUGAAAGGCCUGAAUGACAUUCCAAUUUGCACUGUGAAUGAUGAGGGCUAUGGUCAGAAGACACAGUACUGCUUGGGAAAGCCCAUGUCACCUGAGAAAUACCUUAUAUUGCAAUGCAAAAUCCCCAGCAGUGCAAUGGGAACUCCCACCUCUUGCACAAGAGAUACCAUCAGUGGUCUGCAGCUCUUCCCAUUCAAAGAGAUGGAUUUGCCUUCCCUGCAGUUAUUGUCAGAAGCCUGGAGAGAGGAACUGAGAGACCUAGCAGAGAAGGCAGGACUGCUCAAUCCAACAAAACCUGAAAGAGUCUCUCCAGGUAGUGGCACAGCUUCAUCAACACGUUCUGGGUCCCAACAAUCCAGCCCUCUGAUUGGACGAAAUGGCUCAAGGGAAGAGGAAGUAAAUUUGAAUCAGGAAUUGCUGAUCAUUGACAUGCUAUGCCAGAUACUCCAGACAGACACCAUUGCAGCUGUUCAACACUGGCUUCUGACUGCAGGCCAGAGAGAAAAGGAGCUGGUGCUGAACAUCAUUCGUGCAGCCAUAGGUAAAGAGGGUUUUCAUCUAAAGAAAAGCUCAGAGGAGAAUCAGGUGGUUUUAGUGGAACUUGAGUCUCGCUCUUCAGUCUCUCGAUCACCCUCUAUUUAUGGAGCUCCAAGCAGCAGACUAUAUCCUUCUCAAAUUAUAAGCUGUGAUUCAGGGAAAACGGAAAACUCCAGGAAGCAUACAGAGAGGUCGUCAUCGGCAACUACACAAGAUAGCUGUACCACCGAAAGGCAGACAAACCCGAGAACGCUGACCAGCCCAAGCAUCUGCAACCUGACAUUAAAUAAAAAGGUUGUAUUCCGUUACAGCAAGAAACUGACAUCACCUCAUGACCGCGCGGCAGCAUUUCAGGCCCUGAGGAAAGCAGAGGAAUGCACACAAAAAAGUGGUUCAAAGCCAACCUCUUGAAUAUUAUGAAAUGAAGACCUAAAAAAAUACUGGAGUAAAGGAAAAACAUCUCACUCUAAACAUCA